Messenger RNA from Symsagittifera roscoffensis, 1889 nucleotides. Its product is annotated as synaptotagmin 2-like. Gene Ontology annotation, cellular component: exocytic vesicle; plasma membrane. The transcript is spliced from 5 exons. Gene Ontology annotation, molecular function: clathrin binding; syntaxin binding; phosphatidylserine binding. The record is from RefSeq and is a predicted model, not a curated record. Bases 205 to 1566 code for a protein of 453 amino acids. Gene Ontology annotation, biological process: regulation of calcium ion-dependent exocytosis; calcium ion-regulated exocytosis of neurotransmitter; regulation of dopamine secretion. NCBI's taxonomy places the organism in Eukaryota, Metazoa, Xenacoelomorpha, Acoela, Convolutidae.
UCUAUUCAAAAGCUAUGGUUAAAGCAAAUAUGAACCACGUUAGCGUAGAAUACGUUUUUAAUUAAAGCAAGGCACAUAAACUUUAAAGCUUUUAAACGUUUAUAUCAAAUGAACUCUGCUUGUUUUUAGUCAAACUUAACAUCAAAAGUUCUUCUCUGGUAUGGUUAAAUUUCCAAAAACGUUAUCUGUUCCCGUGCCCUAGAUAUGCAAAAAAGAGCUUUCAAAAGUGGGUCCGAUAGUAAACGGAAAAGAACAUCUGACAAAAACGGGUUCAAAAAUACGAAAAAAAGACAAGAUCGAAGUUUAAUUUCAGAAGCUCGCGAAACAUAUCAUAAUUUCGACAACCUAAAUAAACGAAACAAAAACCCAAACGUAUCGAAAAGAAACAACAACAACAACAACAACAACAAUAAUAACAACAAUGUGCAAAGCACCAUUAGCGGAACAACUUCAGGAACUACGAUUGUACCAAUAACAACAACAUCAACACCAACCUUGGCGCCAAAUUCGAAUGAAACGGAUGGCGGAAACUCGACUCUUGGCGGUCAAAAUGAAAACUCGGGUGAUUCGGGUCCUUCGCAUAGUAUCUUUAUUUUUGGAGGAAUAAUAGUAGCCGCUGUGGUUAUUCUGCUGGCAGCCAUGGGGUUCUUUUUCUUCCGAUGGUACAGACAAAGACAACUAAAAAAGACACUACAGGACAACUAUAAGACAAGGAUGAAGGGGAAAAAGAGACUGGGCAUUGUGGAUUACAUUCUCAAAUACAACUACUUGGAAGCCAAACUGGACAUCGAGAUCCUGCAGGUGAAGAAUAUCACCCUGUCUAACAAGCAGGACGUGGACAUGAAGGAGUUCGCCACUUACAUGCGGGUGUAUCUCGUGCCAGAAAUGGACCAGCAGCACGAGACCAAAAUAGUCACCAAAACACUCAACCCACAGUUCAACCAGACGUUCAAUUUCAAAUGUCUGGUCGAUGAUCUGGACAAAUGUAGGAUCUUACUCAGACUGUAUCAACACCACAAAUUCCUCCGAGACAUGCCGAUAGGGGAUGGAAUAGUGGAGUUAUUGAAGGACGAGUUGAGACUCGGAUUCGCCUCUGUUCCUAUGUACGCUUACAAUCCCGCCUUGGACGAUCCCCUAGGCGAAGUUUGCAUGUCUUUGAGAUACAACCCGACGACCUCGAAACUAAGUGUCACAAUUAUCGAAUGCAGAAAUCUCAAAUCUAUGGAUUGGAAUGGAAAAGCGGACCCCUACGUCAAAAUUAUUUUAAAAAUCCGAGACAAAAUCAUCUACAAAGACAAGACAGCGAUCAAAAAAUGCACUUUGAACCCAUAUUUCAACACAAUCUUUUCCUUCAAAAUCCCACCGACUAAAAUUCCUCUUGUAGAUUUGUUAUUAAUUGUAAAAGAUUACGACUUGCUUGGAUCAAAUGACGAAAUAGGAUCGGUCCGGCUGGGGAUCGAACCGGACUCCGAGGCGGCUGAGAGGCAGUGGAACAACAUGAUUGAGAAUUUGAAACGACCUCAAACUGAGUGGCAUCAUUUAAUGCCACAAGAAGAUACACUUUAAAGUCUACUGUCAAAAUAACCAUUCCAAAUUUAAUAAUCAAACCCCCCUCCCCCCAAACAAUUUGAUCGCCAAAAAUCCCAGAUAUUUAAUCGGAAUAUCAAUCAGUUAAUAGAAGGUCAUACUAUUGGUGUAAACUUUAAACAACGGAUGAAGCGAUUAGGUUAUUUUUUUUUCGGAAAAUGCUCGGCGAGCUCUCUGAGUAGAAGUCUAUUUUAUGUACUUGAUGUUGAUAACCCACACCAAAAUUUUUGUCUAGAAUUUAUUGAAUAAUUGUACGUCCAUUGUCAAUAUUGUAUGUUUACAUAGUCUUGUAUAUAAUUCAA